Messenger RNA from Saccharomyces mikatae IFO 1815, 411 nucleotides. RefSeq names its product peptidylprolyl isomerase family protein FPR2 (gene FPR2). Gene Ontology annotation, molecular function: peptidyl-prolyl cis-trans isomerase activity. The record is from RefSeq and is a predicted model, not a curated record. The transcript has a single exon. Gene Ontology annotation, biological process: protein peptidyl-prolyl isomerization. Lineage: Eukaryota; Fungi; Ascomycota; Saccharomycetes; Saccharomycetales; Saccharomycetaceae. The coding region runs from base 1 to 411 and encodes 136 amino acids.
AUGCUGUUUAAUCUCUGCCUUCUUUUCUCUUUUUUUUCCACAAUUCUCGCAGGUUCUUUAACAGAUUUGGAAAUAGGUGUCACCAAGAGAAUACCCGUAGAAAAAUGCUUAGUUAAGGCAAUGCCAGGUGAUAAAAUCGAAGUUCAUUAUACCGGUUCUUUAUUAGAAUCAGGAACUGUGUUUGAUUCAAGUUAUUCAAGAGGAUCUCCAAUCGCGUUUGAACUUGGCGUUGGGAGAGUCAUUAAAGGUUGGGAUCAAGGUGUUGCCGGAAUGUGCAUUGGCGAAAAAAGAAAGCUGCAAAUCCCAAGUUCUUUGGCUUACGGAGAAAGUGGCGUUCCAGGCGUCAUCCCUCCAGGUGCUGAUUUAGUGUUUGAUGUUGAAUUAGUGAAUGUGAAAUCCACCAUUAACUAA